AUGUCUUCAUUUGACAAGUCCUCAGAUGGCGACGUGGAGGCUGGAGAAAAGAUCAAGUAUUUAAAAUCAGUCCGCGGUGCCGAUUUUGAAGAUGAUGCACAUAUUGAAAAGAUCGACGUUGGGACAGAUAUGGAUGACAUCGCUACUAGCGUCGAUGAUAUUCCAAUUAGCUGGUUUGUGUGGAUAGUCGCCCUAACCGCCUCGACAGCGGGUUUGCUAUUCGGAUAUGACACUGGUGUCAUAUCAGGGGCGACAGCAUACAUGGGCAGCGAUCUCAACAAUAGACCUAUCACAAGCAGCGAGAAAGAACUGAUCACAUCGCUGUGUUCUGGAGGAGCCUUCUUCGGAGCUAUCUUUGCAGGAAACACGGCAGACAGGCAGCUCAUCAAAAUUACCAAGUUUGGUCGCAAAAUGGCAAUUUAUAUAGGUUGCGCCCUCUUCAUCAUCGGCGCCGUGCUCCAGGCAGCCGCAUACACAAUCGCUCAAAUGUCCGUCGGACGUGUCGUAAUCGGGUUUGGCGUCGGUUCAGCAGCCAUGGUCUUGCCACUGUAUGUCGCUGAGAUUGCACCGGCCAAGUCGCGUGGAAAGCUCAUCGGCUUAAACAACAUGUCCAUAACCGGUGGUCAAGUCAUCUCGUACGCAAUCGGUGCGGCCUUUGCCCACGUGGAUCAUGGAUGGCGAUAUAUGGUUGGACUUGGUGCUGUACCAGCUAUCAUUCUUGCUCUCUUGUUGCCAUUCUGUCCUGAAUCGCCGCGUCACCUCAUCUACCAAGGUCGGGAAGAGGAAGCCCGCGUGGUUCUGAAAAAGAUAUACAAGGGAGCUAGUGAGCUGCAGAUUGACGCUCUCCAAACAUCCAUUAGAGUCGCCUGUAAUCAAGCCCGCGAGAUCAAUGAUGGCGGUACCGCAUUUAGCAAGAUCAAGCAGCUGCACUGCGUGCCCAGCAAUCUACGUGCUUUGAUAAGUGCGUGUGGAUUGAUGGUCAUUUCCCAGCUGUCGGGUUUCAACGGCCUGAUGUAUUAUAGUGGGACCCUUUUCGGGACGAUUGGAUUCAGCGACCCUAUGGCGGUUGGGUUGGUGGUUGCUGGUACCAACUUUAUCAUGACCUUUGUGAAUAUGAUGGUGAUCGACAAGAUGGGCCGCAGACGCCUUCUCCUCUCCACGACUUGGGGAAUGUCUGCUGGUAUGAUUGCCAUUGCAAUAGCCUUCAAGUGGAUCCCAUUCAACCUGGAAUCCGGAACCCUUGAACCGACUAGCGGAGUGCCACCUGCUGCGAUCGCGGUGAUUGUCUUCAUCAUUUGGUACGUCGUUUUCUACGGCGUAUCGGUGGGUAACACUGCGUGGAUGAGUACCGAUUUCUUCCCCUUGGAGGUCCGCGCCAUGGGCACAAUGUGGCUCACAUGUUCCAACUGGGGCAGUAAUGUUAUAAUCUCCAGUUGUUUCCUUUCCAUGAUAGAGGCGAUGACCCCGUCUGGGGCGUUUGGUUUCUUUGCUGGUAUUUGCGGUGUUGGUUGGAUCUGGCUGUAUUUCUUCUACCCUGAAGUGUCUGGCCUUGUGCUUGAAGAAGUCCAAGAGGUAUUUGAGCAUGGAUUUGGGGUGAAGUAUGCUAACAACUUACGACGGGAGCGUAAGCAUAUCAUCGCGGAGAGGAUGAAAGCCCAAGACAAGCCCAUUGCGAUGGGUCAUUAG
Molecule: messenger RNA, 1686 nt
Organism: Penicillium odoratum
Lineage: Eukaryota; Fungi; Ascomycota; Eurotiomycetes; Eurotiales; Aspergillaceae
Exons: 2
Coding region: 1-1686 (561 amino acids)
Biological process (GO): transmembrane transport
Cellular component (GO): membrane
Molecular function (GO): myo-inositol:proton symporter activity
Source: RefSeq, a predicted model, not a curated record